Spodoptera littoralis (African cotton leafworm) is the source of this 2427-nucleotide messenger RNA. The record is from the annotation of a GenBank genome assembly. NCBI's taxonomy places the organism in Eukaryota, Metazoa, Arthropoda, Insecta, Lepidoptera, Noctuidae.
AUGAAGCCACUAAUAGAUUUCGAUGAAUGCUUGAGAGACUCUCCAAAAUUUAGGGAGCAGCUGGAAACUGAAGAAGCUAGCAUCGAUUCAUUGGAGCAGAAGCUCGAUAAAGUUCUCAAAGCAUGCUCUGUGAUGAUAGACUCUGGUAAAAUCUACAUGAGUCAUAGAGGCACAUUUACAAAUGCACUAUGGGACCUGACUGGGAGUUUUGCAGAGGAUCCACCAGUGAUGGCAACCCUUAACAGAAUGAUCCAUUCUUUGCAAGAGAUGAACAAGUUCCACUCCAUCCUACUGGACCAGGUCUCCAGGACCGUGCUCAAGAAUCUCACUGCUUUUAUUAAAGUAGAUAUUAAAGGUGUCAAAGAAAGUAAGAAUCACUUUGAUAAAAUCUCAAACGAUCUCGAUACGGCUUUAAAUAGGAAUUCACAGGUAUCUCGCCACAAAUGCAUGGAAGUGGAGGAGGUGAUGAAUCUCUUGCUGGCGACGCGAUCAUGUUUCCGUCACACGGCACUCGAUCACGUGCAGAAGAUCACCAUGCUGCAGGCAAGGAAACGUCACGAAAUACUGGCUACGUUCCUGUCGUACUUGCAAGCGUGCUGCACCUAUUACCAUCAAGGUGCCGACUUAUCGGAGGAUUUGGAACCAUUCCUUAAGACCACCGCAGAAGAUAUCGCAGCUAUGCGUAACGACACAAAAAUACUUGACAAAGAGAUGGAGAAUCGCCAUACGAUAGUGAACAGUAAGGACACCGUACUACCCAGCUGUAAGACCAGUGAAGCUGAAGGAGAUUGCAAAGAUGGUUUGUUGAGUACACCGUGCCUCAAGAACCUACCUCGAAUGCAAGGAUAUCUCUUCAAAAGGACAUCGAAUGCCUUCAAGACAUGGAAUAGGAGAUGGUUUUAUUUAUACGACAAUCGUCUAGUGUAUAGGAAAAGGACAGGGGAGUUGAAUGUGACAGUAAUGGAAGAAGACUUGAGACUGUGUACUGUGAAACCGGUGCUGGAUGGCGAGCGUCGGUACUGUUUUGAAGUGUUGUCACCAUCUAAGAGCCAUAUGCUUCAAGCAGACUCCGAAGAAAUGCUCAACUGUUGGAUAACAGCUCUACAGAACGGUAUCCGGUCCGCCAUACAACAAGGACAAAGCCGAGAGAACCCUGACACACAGCUCAUACUGGUACCAGACGACAGACCUUCGGAGAAUAGACACAGCGUCGCCAACGUCAGGGGUAUGAAGAAGAUCAGAAUAUGGGAGCAACUGUUAAGUAUUCCAGGAAAUAACUAUUGUUGUGACUGUGGAAGCCCUAACCCUCGGUGGGCUAGCAUCAAUCUUGGCAUUACACUUUGUAUAGAAUGUUCUGGCAUACAUCGUUCGCUUGGUGUACACGUUAGUAAAGUAAGAUCCCUUACUUUGGAUGACUGGGAACCUGAAAUUAUAAAGGUAAUGGCAGAACUUGGUAACAAAAUAGUGAAUAUGAUCUACGAAGCUAACGCUGAAGGAACAACGAUACAAAGAGCUACACCGGAUUGUGAAACGAAUGUACGGGAGACUUGGAUCCGGUCGAAAUACGUGUCGUUGCUGUUUGUAAAGGACUUGAUGGGCGGCGGGACACUGACCGCGGCGGACAGUCCGCUCAGAGCUGGGCGACGGUGGUCGGUACGACGGGCUAGGCGCAGAGUUCGUGCUGCUCCUUCAGUGCCAGAAACUAUCAAUGAUGAGAAGAGUGAUGCCAACAGUAAUACAAGUGUGUCAGAAAGUUCAAGCAAGUCAGAUGGCAGUCCAGUGCUACUGAUUGGUACGGAGCUGGCCAGUGACCGCGGCGUCGACCUCAGCCUGCCUUCUGAUCACGACUCCACUGAGGGAGAGGACAGCGAUGAACUAGCGGCGGAGGAGAUGUCCCGUCUGUCUCCGGACGCAGUCCUAUCGCAGGCAGCGCGCGCUCACAACGUCGCCGUCAUGCGCGGCGCACUGGCGGCCGGCGCAGACAUACACGCGCGGGCACAUACUGGACGCACUCCACUACAUGCCGCCGUGCUCAGUGGAUCAGUGAUGGCGUGUUCAUUCCUUCUUUUGAACGGUAGCAAGUUGAAUAUGCAGGACGAUGAUGGGAAAACUCCUUUACACCUCGCCACAGAAGCUGGCCACACUGGACAGGUUUGCCUACUACUCAAGUACCGAGCAGACCAGUCGAUAGUUGACAAGGAUGGGCAGACGCCGCUGGACAUCGCCGUCAAUAAUGCCAACGCUGAUAUUGUUACACUUUUAAGGCUGACGAAGUUGAACGAGGAGAUGCGAGAGAGUGAGAUGUCAUCAAACGACGACACGUACAACGAAGUGUUCCGCGACUACACGCAGCUCGCGCACUCGCACCCCGAGCGACUCGUACGAGCCAAGCAUAACAACAACGAAGGAGAACAACCAAGUGAAUGA